CUGGUGCCUUGGCAUAAUUUGAAGAAACAGGAUGAAAAUGAAGGUGUCAGAGUUGAAAAUCUGUUGUUUAUGGUAGAUGCCAUGUUGGAAGAAGUUGAAAAUAAGAAAAAGGACAGCAACAUGCCAAACUUUCAAACUUUGCAAGCCAUUGUCUCUCACUUCCAAAAGUUAUUUGAUGUGCCUUCUCUGAAUGGAGUCUUCCCCCGAAUGAACGAAGUCUACACUAGGCUUGGAGAGAUGAACAAUGCUGUGAGGAACCUCCAGGAACUCUUAGAAUUAGAUAGUUCAUCCUCAUUGUGUGUGCUGGUAAGCACAGUUGGAAAAUUGUGUAGGCUGAUUAAUGAGGAUGUGAAUGAGCAGGUUAAGCAAGUAUUAGGACCAGAAGAUCUUCAAAGCAUUAUCAACAGACUGGAAGAACACGAGGAAUUUUUCCCAGCAUUUCAGGCAUUUACUAAUGAUCUACUUGAAAUCUUAGAAAUUGAUGACUUGGAUGCCAUUGUACCUGCAGUAAAGAAAUUAAAAGUACUUUCAUACUGAAACAAAUCAAAUCAUUUUAGUGUGUAAAUUGCAUUUUUGCCAUUUUAAAUAUUCUGUAGGAUUGGUCUUAUUUUGAGACAAAAGGUGUAAAAUUUGCUUCCAGAAUUCAUCCUCUGAGUACUGGGUGAUUCACCUUAUAAUUUUUUAAAUUAACUUUGAGAUUCUUUUACAAAAAAUAGCUGCUAAGUUAUUAAAUAUUAAGUUAUAAGCAAUUGUUCAGUGCUUAGAAUAUAGGGUAGAGUUUGUAGUAAAAGACCUAGAGAGAGAGAGUGUGUAUGUGUGUGUAUAUAAAUAAUAGCAAAGAGGUAUUUAAGUUCAAGUUUACUCACCUUAUGGUCAGGGCAAAAGGAAGGCCAAGUGUAGUCAGUAGUAAGUCACUGCUUUCCUGGCAAGGAUUAAUUGGUAUCUACUAUUAUAUCUCUCAUGGCAGUUGUCUUUUCAGAGCAGGAACAAGAAAGGAAUAAAAGAAACAAAUAUUUAUAGUCUUUGUGUUAGGUUAAGAAGUGAAUCAUGGGGUGAAGUAGAUGAGUAGACAGAAGUUCCUCUUUUUUAAUGUCUUUUGCAAUCUUGAUGGAAUGUGCUUUUUAUAAGGCAAUACAAUCUUAAAUAAAAGUUUU
This is a messenger RNA of Octodon degus (degu), 1154 nucleotides long. RefSeq names its product centrosomal protein of 70 kDa. Gene Ontology annotation, biological process: regulation of microtubule cytoskeleton organization; cilium assembly. Gene Ontology annotation, molecular function: gamma-tubulin binding. Gene Ontology annotation, cellular component: centrosome. Lineage: Eukaryota; Metazoa; Chordata; Mammalia; Rodentia; Octodontidae. The transcript is spliced from 5 exons. The annotation marks the transcript as partial. The record is from RefSeq and is a predicted model, not a curated record.